Talaromyces atroroseus is the source of this 1176-nucleotide messenger RNA. RefSeq names its product putative agmatinase 1. The transcript is spliced from 9 exons. The record is from RefSeq and is a predicted model, not a curated record. The coding region runs from base 1 to 1176 and encodes 391 amino acids. Gene Ontology annotation, molecular function: metal ion binding; agmatinase activity. NCBI's taxonomy places the organism in Eukaryota, Fungi, Ascomycota, Eurotiomycetes, Eurotiales, Trichocomaceae.
AUGCACGCCUCGCUGUGGACUCUCGCUGCUCUUUCUGCCAUUGCAUCCGCACAUGGAGACCACCAGCAGAAGCCCAUUGCUGGUCCGCAUCAGCAAUUGUGGUACAACACUCUCCCUGGAGAUGGUGGUACUCAAGCCGACUCUGUCUUUUCUGGAAUCUCGACAUUCGGAAGACUUCCCUUUUUCCCCUGUCUUGCUAGUGAGGCGGAGAGAUAUGAUAUCGCCUUUUUAGGGGCUCCGUUCGAUACCGGAACUUCAUACAGACCCGGUGCAAGAUUCGGUCCCAGUGGUAUCAGACAGGGUUCUCGUCGCCUCAACUUAUAUGGAGGAUACAAUGUCCCAUUGGAAGCCAAUCCAUUCUCGAGCGACUUCAGAGUCCUGGACUGCGGAGACAUCCCUGUCACCUCAUAUGACAACGGCUGGGCCAUCCAUCAAAUCGAAGAAGGACACAACAGUGUUUUGAUGCGCAAGCCCUUUACCGAUGCAGACAAGAAGGGACUUUCUAAAGCUGGAAAGACACUUCCUCGUGUGAUCACACUCGGUGGUGAUCACACUAUCACUUUGCCUUUGUUACGAAGUAUAAACAAGGCUUACGGCCCAGUAUCUGUGGUUCACUUUGACAGUCAUCUGGACUCGUGGAAACCAAAGGUCUUUGGCGGUGCCCCUUCUGAAGUUGCCAGCAUCAACCACGGCACAUACUUCUAUCAUGCAGCUAUGGAAGGCCUGUUGAAAAACGACACUAAUAUCCAUGCCGGUAUCCGCACCACUCUGUCCGGUCCCUCGGACUACGAGAACGAUGGAUACGUUGGUUUUGAAAUUGUUGAAGCCAGAGAAAUUGACACUAUUGGAACCGAAGGCAUCAUUAAGAAAAUCCGAGAGCGUGUCGGAACCGUUAACCCUGUGUAUCUGUCCAUUGAUAUUGACACUCUUGACCCAGCUUUUGCACCUGCUACUGGUACCCCUGAAACCGGCGGCUGGUCGACUCGCGAGCUCCGCACAAUCAUACGCGGCCUCGAUGGACUGAAUUUCAUCGGAGCCGAUAUUGUAGAGGUUGCUCCAGCCUAUGAUACCAAUGCCGAGCUUACAACUAUGGCGGCGGCUGAUGUUCUGUACGAGGUCAUGACAAUGAUGGUGAAGAGCGGACCAUUGAGCGUUUCAGGGCGUAAUGAGCUGUAA